This is a messenger RNA of Zychaea mexicana, 1627 nucleotides long. RefSeq lists its product as uncharacterized. Gene Ontology annotation, cellular component: Cul4-RING E3 ubiquitin ligase complex. The coding region runs from base 339 to 1505 and encodes 388 amino acids. The record is from RefSeq and is a predicted model, not a curated record. The transcript is spliced from 2 exons. Gene Ontology annotation, molecular function: protein binding. NCBI's taxonomy places the organism in Eukaryota, Fungi, Mucoromycota, Mucoromycetes, Mucorales, Lichtheimiaceae.
UUUUUUUUUGCCUUUCUCAACAAGAAGACGCGUCCUUUCCAAUUACUCUCCAUGCAUUGCUUAAAACACCAUGCAAGAAAUUCCGGGUUACUACUUUGAUCCGGCCAAAAAUCGCUAUUUCAAGAUCAUGCCUUCGGGCCCCCACAGUCUAGCUGCAAUCCGUAAAGCACAAGAAGAAGCCGAACGAAGCAAAGCUAAAGCUAACAUUACCAAAGUGCAACGAUUCAAACCUCUACCACCACCCAGCACAAUUCGCGAUCAAAGCGUUUAUCGAUAUAUACGGUCGAGACGCAACACAACUCAAUAUUUCAGGAUCAUCAUUAUCGCGUGCAUGUUGUAUGGACUUUCGAGACGGAGAUGCAGUAAUAUGUUAUCCACAAGGCUGCCCAAUGCGCUUUAAAUAUCAAUGCGAUCCAUUUUACACCAUGUGGAACACGCAUUUUCCAGCGCAUGUUUCCGCGGAUGUCACGUCACUUCACCUGGGCAAACGACUGUUGGAAUACAAUGGCGAGCUGCGGCGCCCGGUAUACGGCACGACGGAAAUGAGUGCACAUCAUAGUAAGGCGCAACUGUGGCGCUUGUCAAUGCCUUCGCUUGCAGAUAUGGAUCCCGAACUCGCUUUAUUUCUACGCGAGCAUCAACAAUCACCUCAUCGAGACUCAAGAACAGCAAGAACAGCGCCAGUGGUUGCUGUUGGUAAUCAACAACAGCCAGAUGAUACCGCUGCAGUGACGAUGGACUGCACCUUUUCAUUACGACGCAACAAUUUUUGGACCUGCUCUGUAGACGAUGACAAUAACUCGCUUGUCGUCGGAUGCGACACUGGAGCAUACAUGUUGACAUCGACAUUCAAUAUCCUUGGCCGUGCAACGGCACGUACAGCAGUGCUUGCGAGCUCUUGUAUACCUGACCGGCCCGGCUUGGCAUGGCUAGGCUGUCGCGACAGUGAGGUGAAAAUGUUUGAUCCUCGCAUUCACAGCAAGCAGAACCUUCGUUUCAAGCAUUCAUCUUUGGCUAUCGCGCAUCUAAAAGCGCUGGAUUCGUACCGCGUACUAGCUAUCGAUGUUGGUGAAUCGCUAGCCAUAUGGGAUAUGCGGUUCAUGGCGAAUAAUAAACGCAAUCGUCCACUCCGUCGACUCAAGGGUCAUGUAAAUACUGCAGGCACCCGAAUUGCUUGUGAUGUAAAUCAAACGAAACAGCUAUUGGCAUUGGCAGGAAAUGACCAUUGUGUACGACUAUGGUCGUUAAACGAUUCGCUUUGUUCCUCGACUGUCAAUAGCAACCAAAACUUACCCUUCUGGGAAUCGCAAAAGUUUGGUGACGGUCCAGUGCAAGCGGUCCAAUUUAUUGACGAUCCUCCACCGAUGGCGAGCGCAUGGGAACAGCUGCCAGCUAUGUCCGAUGACCGACAAAACAGAGCACCAGGGCUUGUUGUUGCAGCGCCAGUGGAUGCUAAUUCUUCUUCAUCGACAUCAUCAUCAGGUAUCCAUUGGUUGACAUUAUAGAAAAAUUACAUCAUAUUGUACAUAUAUACCCUUUUCGACUAGCUCCACUUCCAUCGCUUUGUAUGCCUUUAUAAAAUGUGUAUAAGCAUCAACAUCCGUCCAUAUACAAAGAUUAGCAUAUA